AUGGAUUACGGCUACAACAAUCAGUACACGACCUCCUACGGUGCGAAUGGCGGAGCCGACGGUGGCGGUUUUGUCGCAGGAGAACCACAGAGUAGUCCUGCUGCUGGAAGAGGAGGCUAUGGAAAAGAUACUGUCCGACCCAUGACGAUCAAACAAAUUCUCGACUCACAGCAACCUCAUCCAGAUGCAGACUUUCGAGCAGACGGUGAGCCCUUCGGCCUGGUCACAUUCGUCGGCCAAGUCACAGGCAUCAGCACACAGCCAACAAAUAUCACAUACAGAGUCGACGAUGGCACUGGCAUAAUCGAAGUUAAGCAAUGGAUCGAUGCCGAGUCCAGUAAGGAGGACAGAAUGGACGGUGUCGAAUCUGGCAAACCGAAGCUAGUUGAGAAUGGAUAUUGUCGAGUUUGGGGCAAACUAAAAUCAUUCAACAACAAACGGCAUAUCGGUGCGCACGUCAUUCGACCCAUCACCGACUUCAACGAGAUCAAUUAUCACCUGCUGGAAGCUACUGCGGUGCAUCUCUUUUUCACAAGAGGGCCACCUCAGGCAAACCAAACACAUGGCCAGCAAACCACGAAUGGUGGAGGACAGCAAUUCGCAAGCGCGGCGGAUGGUGCACUCUCAAGCAUCUCACCCUUGGGACGGAAAGUCUUCCAGACACUUAAGAACACCGCACAGAGCAACGAGGGCCUUCAUGUGCAGAUGAUUGCUUCACAGAUGGGUAUGCCUGUCUCUGAAGUCUACAAGGGCGCAGAGGAGCUGCUAGCGAUUGGGAUGAUCUUCACGACCGUGGAUGACAAUACCUGGGCAGUUCUAGAAGUAUAA
This is a messenger RNA of Exophiala oligosperma, 828 nucleotides long. RefSeq lists its product as uncharacterized. Bases 1 to 828 code for a protein of 275 amino acids. The transcript has 4 exons. Gene Ontology annotation, cellular component: chromosome, telomeric region; site of double-strand break; DNA replication factor A complex. The record is from RefSeq and is a predicted model, not a curated record. Lineage: Eukaryota; Fungi; Ascomycota; Eurotiomycetes; Chaetothyriales; Herpotrichiellaceae. Gene Ontology annotation, molecular function: DNA binding. Gene Ontology annotation, biological process: nucleotide-excision repair; double-strand break repair via homologous recombination; DNA replication.